AUGUGCUUUGCCAAGAAGCACAACAAGAAAGGCCUGAAGAACAUGCAGGCAAACAGCGCAAAGGUACUGAUUGCAGGAACAGAGACUAUCAUGGCUCCUCUGAUGCCAAGGCCCAAGAUGCCAAAGGGCCCCAGCCACAAACUCAGCCAUCUGGCUUUCAUCACUCACCCCAAGCUUGGGAAGCAGACUCGAAGCUACAUGGCCGAGGGUCAUAGGCUCUACCAAUCAAAGCCUAAGGUUCAAACCAAGGCAGAGGCCGAAGCUCCAGCUAAGACAAAGGCUUCAGCUCCAGCUCAGGCUCCCAAAGGUGCCCAGGCUCCUGUGAAGGCCCCAUAG
Meriones unguiculatus (Mongolian gerbil) is the source of this 336-nucleotide messenger RNA. Its product is annotated as large ribosomal subunit protein eL29-like. Bases 1 to 336 code for a protein of 111 amino acids. Lineage: Eukaryota; Metazoa; Chordata; Mammalia; Rodentia; Muridae. The transcript has a single exon. The record is from RefSeq and is a predicted model, not a curated record.